Sarcophilus harrisii (Tasmanian devil) is the source of this 2640-nucleotide messenger RNA. RefSeq names its product chromosome 4 C2orf72 homolog (gene C4H2orf72). NCBI's taxonomy places the organism in Eukaryota, Metazoa, Chordata, Mammalia, Dasyuromorphia, Dasyuridae. Bases 17 to 847 code for a protein of 276 amino acids. The record is from RefSeq and is a predicted model, not a curated record. The transcript has 3 exons.
GCGGGCCGGGCGGGCCAUGGAGCCGGGGGCGGCGGCGGCGGCCGGGCCCGGGGAGCUGCUGCAGGCCCUGCUGGAGGGCGCGGGGGGCCGCGGCCGGGUGCUGCUGGUGGCCGAGCUCUGGGAGCGGGAGCAGAGCCGCAGCCUCAUGAGGGACUUCGCCCGCCACGUCUUCCCGGAGCCGCGGGAGGGAGCGGAGGAGGAGGCGGCGGCGGCGCGGGCCCCCGGCCGCGGGCCUCCGGAGCGAGCCAUCUGCUCCCCGCUCGUGUUCGUGCUGUGCCGAGAAGCCUCCCUGCGGGCCCCGGAGCCGCGCCUGCGCCUGCGGGAGAUCCUGCGGGACGUGCGCGCCCGGAGGCGGCGGCGGCCCCCGGCCCGGGGGCGCUCGGGGCACUGCGGCGCGGCGCUGGUCGGGGUGCUGGUGCAAGAGCCCGGCGGCGGCCGCGGCGAGACCCGAGGCGCGGGGCGGGCAAGCGGGGCCGAGGCCGCGCACCUGCUGGAGGCGCUGCUGCGCUCCGUGUUCGGCCGGGACGCGGGCGGCCCCGUGCAGGCCGCCUGCUACUGCCCCGCGCGCCCGGGCAGCGCCGCCGACGUGCAGGACGCAGCGUGCCGGGCCCUGCGAGCAGCCGCCGGCCAGCGGCCGCCAGCAGAGAGGAUGCACGAGAGGCUGGGAUUCCAGAGGCUACUAAGAUGCCUUCCCUGGUCAUCGUGGAGCAGGAGGAAGGGCCGGGCUGACAGCCCCACCAGCAGCCCAGAGGAGGAUGGUUUCCAGGACCCCUCAGAAGAGUUGGCACUGACAGUUCUAUCUCCCAAUGGACACUGUGAGGACAUCGAGGGAAGGAUAGGAGCCUAAAUGCCCUAGACCACCGCCCAGAUCCUGGAUUGACAGGCUGUGAGCACCAAUGAGACUUGGGACAUGUGGGUUCUGUUCCUUCCCCCUGUCCCAUCUUAAAGACUGAAGCUGGGCCCUUCCCUGUUCCAUGCUACUUUUGUCCCCAUUUCAAGUGGAAGGUGAUGCUACCUGUCACCUCUAUACCUUCCACUAAUGCCCAGCAGACUGGGCUGCUGAUCGAAGAGGAAAUAUGUCUCAUUGGCCUGAGCAGCAGAUGGUAAAAAUGGGCUCUCUGGGACCUGCUCCUAAUCCAGAGCUAUCUUACUUUGUGAUCAAGGCUGUUACUUUAUUUCUCUAUGCCUCAGUUUACCAGUCUAUAAAUUGAGAAGACACACUCACCUCAUAGUGGUGUCAUGUGAAGUCCCUGCCUUGGGAAGGGUAACCUAGGACUUUGUAGAUCUACAGUGUUAUAGCAAUCCUCCAUGUUGGUUAAUAUGCAUGAUGGGCUUGGUGUGUGUACACAGUCGUACACAUUCCUCCUUUCCACUAUCAUGUAGUGGAAAGAACAUUAGCCUAGAAUUUAAGGCUCUGAUCCUAUCUCAUUAACUAGAAAACUAGAGGCCUCGGUUGCCUUAUCCAUAGAAUGAAAGGAAUGGACCAGAUGACCUUAAAAAGUCUUUUCUAACUCUGACAUUCCUAGAUUACAUCCUUGAGGAUCAAUAAAUAUACCUUGAGGAUAAAUAAAUACAGCAUAAAUAAACAUACUGUUAAAAAAAAUUCUUAUAAGCACUGGAAGUUUAAGCCAAGUCUAUACAUAAUUUGCUGUUGUUGUUUUAAUGUUUAAUUGAUGCCCUCUGCUUUUUUACCACAAUCAUUUUCUUUAGCCUCCUAGCUCACUCUUAACUGAGAAAAAAUAUUGACAUGGAAUCGAUCAGCACCAGGAGCUGUCCUCAUGGCAGAGAUCAUAGCCCUGAGCCAGUUAAUAAGAUGUCUUAUGCAAAUUCUUCUAGUCCUGAUGGCCUUUUAGGGUCUACAAGUAUUUUCCCUGAUUGCAGUCACUGUAAUAUCAUUAAUUUUUUUUUUUUUUUUUUUUUUACUGAAUAGGCUCCUAAAAGACUAUAGCACACGCUUCUAGUGUUCUUUAGAAAAGAGUCCUGGUACGAACCCCAUACUGCAUAGCUGAUUCGAAGCUGUACUUUGCCACAAAUAUUUGUCAUCUCAUUUUUCUGAACUUCAGCUUCCUCCUCUCUAAAAUGAGGGUUUGGAUUUGAUCUCUGAGGCUCUAUCCGGAGAAUCUUUUGUUUUUAUGUCUCACCAUUUCAGAAGCUAGCCCACCACUCUGUUCCCUACCCAGAAGUUCUCCCCUAUGGUGACUUUCUGACUGAAUUUCCCAGUCAGGCAGGUGACCUUUCCCCUUCAGAGUUCCAAGGUUCCUGAGAGGUUGAGGUAUUUCUUCUCUACCUCUUGGCUUGGGCCCCCACCAGCUAUGUUUUUCCCUACUAGUAGGGAUCUAGGGCUAAUGCCCUACUUCCAUUAAACCACUUAAAAUCUUUUAGCAUUUACAAAGGGGCUUUUUACUUCAAAGAUAUAGCCAGAACAGAAUGUACAAACAUUCUCUCAGAGCUCCUGUAGCAUCUUCUCCCUUAUUAGAUCAAUUCCUACAUAAUACUGGUACCAUCAAGUUUAUAUCCAAUGACAUGAUCUCUGCUGAGUGAUCCUUGCCUCAGAAUCCCAAAGCUAUUUCUUUUUUUAAAAUAGCUUUUAAUUUUCAAAAUAUAUGCAAAGAUAGUUUUCAACAUUAACCCUUGCAAAAC